UCUUAUCAAUCCGUCCGUUUAACGUCGCUGUCGGCUGUCGUUAGCCACAUUAGCUCCUGUUGUAACUGGAGCUGUCUAACCUUUACUGACUGAGGAAGAGGUCGGCUAAGAUAAUGUUCACUGCCUUGGUGUGCGGAGCUGUGGUGUUCCCGGGUCUUUUCUACAGCUUCAGGAGAGUACUGAAACACACUUUCACUCAGUGGACUGAUGCCGACGUGCUUUGUGUCAGUGAGAGGCUGGUGUCUGCCAUCCAUGGAUCUCUGGCUACAGCAGCUGGAGUCACAGUUGUGACAUCCUGCAGGGACACCAUGAAUGACACUCACUGGCUGGUCAAUGGGUUUAUUAUGUUCGGAGCUCCCUACAUGGCCUACGACAUCUACGCCAUGUAUCUGAGCCACUUCCACACUCAGAGGGUCAGAGGGGAUUCCAGGUCAUACAGCAGCCACUCUCUUCAGACAGUGAAGGCUUUCCUCGUGAAGGACAGGAUGUUGGUCUUCCAUCACCUGGUCCUGCUUCUCAUCUUCAUGCCCAUUGCUCUUUUUUUCAGGAGAGGACUGGGGGAUUUCUUCAUCGGCUGCAUGUUCACAACAGAGUUCAGCACUCCUUUCGUCUCUAUAGGAAAGAUUCUCAUCCAGCUGGGCCUCGAUGACACCAGGCUGCACAGAAUCAACGGCAUCAUUGUGAUCUUGAGCUUCUUUGUGUGCCGGAUUCUCAUCUUCCCCUUCAUGUACUGGAUGUACGGUCGGCAGUUUGGGAUUCCCCUGCACAGAGUGGCCUUCCAUCUGCCUCUGCAGUGCAAUGUGGGGAAUCUGGUGAUCCUGGCUCCACAGAUAUACUGGUUUAUCCUGCUGCUGAGGAAAGCUAACAGACUCUACCUGCGACAGAAGAGAGGGAAGGGGGAGGGAAACAAAGACAGGCCGAGGACGGACUGAAGAGUCCACCUGGUUUUACAGUGAAGCUAUAGAUACGACAGUAUUAGGGCCACUGUUAGGAAAAAAUACCAAAGAUUUUCAGAAUAAGUUAUAAUAAUGAGAAAUAAUUCAUAAUAUUUUGAGAAUUAAGUUGUAUUUUUUUUUAAUAUAGUGGUCAUUUCAAAUUGUUUAAAAAUGUCUUAAUUACAAGAAAGAAAUUACAAUUUCAGAAAUUCUAUAUUUUUCACUUUCAUGUUUUUCUGAUAAAUAUAUUUUUAAUAUUUUUUAUUAUUGUACAUUCUCAACUUUAUUGUUGAAAUCCUUUUUUUGUAUAAACUUUGUUCUCAA
Messenger RNA from Morone saxatilis (striped sea-bass), 1259 nucleotides. RefSeq names its product TLC domain-containing protein 3A-like. The transcript is spliced from 5 exons. Gene Ontology annotation, cellular component: membrane; endoplasmic reticulum. Gene Ontology annotation, biological process: lipid homeostasis. Lineage: Eukaryota; Metazoa; Chordata; Actinopteri; Moronidae. Bases 114 to 932 code for a protein of 272 amino acids. The record is from RefSeq and is a predicted model, not a curated record.